Messenger RNA from Phanerochaete carnosa HHB-10118-sp, 3320 nucleotides. RefSeq lists its product as uncharacterized. The record is from RefSeq and is a predicted model, not a curated record. Gene Ontology annotation, molecular function: ATP binding; RNA binding; RNA helicase activity. Lineage: Eukaryota; Fungi; Basidiomycota; Agaricomycetes; Polyporales; Phanerochaetaceae. The coding region runs from base 617 to 3172 and encodes 851 amino acids. The transcript has 6 exons.
CCGCGGUCUCCGUCGCCAACCAGGCGCACCCAAAGGCCUCCCAGAUCGAGGUACGACGAUGACCGCGACAGGGAUAGAGAGAGAGACCGCGACAGAGACAAGGACAGGGACAGGGACAGGGACAGGGAUAGAGACCGGUACAGGGAUGAUAGGUAUCGGGACGACCGUCGGAGGGACCGUCGGGACGAUCGCAGGCGUUCAGGUUCUCGAGACCGUCGAGACCGUGACAGGCGCCCACCUACGCCGCCUCGUGCUCCCCCAGCCAACAAAGAGUCCAGUAUUGCACCUACGCCUUUGCCCGUAGAAGACGAGAAGAUCAAGGCCAAACGUGCCAAGCUUGAGGCAUGGAAGAAAGAGCGUGAGGCCAAGAAGGCAUUAGACGAGGCAAAGGCGAAGGCCAUGGCUCUUGCUGGAAAGUCAGCUCCAGGUACGCGUAUCUACAUCUGUUUGAGGGGUCUUCAAGAUUUCACACCACUUGAUCCUAUGCCCCACAGUUCCUGCUAGUACGCCCGUCAAAUCUGCCGGGCAACUCAACCGUGCUGCUUUGGGUGGCCUGAAAGGACUUCUUGUCAAGCCCGACGUCCUGAAGGCGGCAAAAUUGGGAACUGGUGCAUCUAUGGAUGAUUCAGAAGAGACAAAGAGGAAGCUCCAGACUCUCGACUUACCUGAGGUCGAUAUGACAAUUUAUGACGGCCAGGCGGGUAUCGGCAACCUAGAAGCCGAUGAUGACGACGACGAUGACAACAAGAUGGCAGUCGACGAGCCCAAGAACGCGAUGGACGAAGACGAAGACGAUGUUGACCCGCUCGAUGCAUUUAUGAGUGGCGUCAAGGAGGAGGUGAAGAAGGUCAACCUCGAGGACAUGAAAAAGAUGGACGUGAAUGUCGCGUCGAGGGUCCGACUCGACGAACGGAUGGCUGACGAACCCGGCGAAGAGGUUGAGGGUCCGGAGCCAGACGAGCUCGAUACCACCGAACUCAAUCCCGAGGAUAUUCUCGCGCUUGCGGCCAAAAAGGCUAGGAAAAAGGACCUGGCCACCAUUGAUCACUCUCGCAUCAACUACGAACCCUUCAGGAAGGAGUUCUACAUUGCUCCUCCAGAUGUCGCUGCGAUGACUGACGAGGAGGCAGACCUCCUCCGCUUGGAGCUGGAUGGCAUAAAGAUCCGUGGCGUGGAUUGCCCAAGGCCAGUCACCAAGUGGAGUCACUUCGGUCUCCCUGCGAGUUGUUUGGACGUCAUCAAAAAGCUUGGUUAUGCUGGCCCGACUCCCAUUCAAGCGCAGGCGAUCCCCGCCAUCAUGUCCGGCAGGGACGUUAUUGGUGUUGCGAAGACUGGCUCAGGGAAGACUAUUGCCUUUCUACUCCCUAUGUUUCGUCAUAUCAAGGACCAAAGGCCUCUCGAGCAGAUGGAAGGCCCCGUUGCAGUCGUCAUGACCCCAACUCGUGAGCUCGCUGUGCAAAUACAUCGGGAAUGUAAGCCCUUUUUGCGGGUCCUAAAUUUACGAGCUGUAUGCGCGUAUGGGGGAUCGCCUAUCAAAGACCAAAUCGCUGAGAUGAAGAAAGGCGCAGAGAUCAUUGUCUGUACGCCGGGACGCAUGAUUGACUUGCUGACUGCAAAUUCUGGUCGCGUCACGAAUUUGAAGCGUGUGACGUACCUCGUCCUUGACGAGGCUGACCGUAUGUUCGAUAUGGGCUUCGAACCUCAGGUUAUGAAGAUCGUCAACAAUAUCCGUCCCGACCGCCAGACGGUCCUCUUCUCCGCUACCUUCCCGAAGCAAAUGGACUCGCUCGCGCGGAAAAUCUUACGCAAACCUCUUGAAAUCACUGUCGGAGGUCGGUCCGUCGUUGCUGCCGAGAUCGAACAGAUUGUGGAAGUUCGCGACGAGGAUACAAAGUUCAAUCGUCUAUUGGAGAUCCUCGGUCAGACGUACAACGAGGACCCCGAGAGCCGCACACUCAUCUUUGUCGACAGGCAGGAGGCCGCGGACAAUCUACUCCGUGAGCUCAUGCGCAAGGGCUACUUGUGCAUGUCGCUACACGGUGGCAAGGAUCAGAUCGAUCGUGACCAGACCAUCGCGGACUUCAAGUCCGGCGUCGUUCCAAUCGUCAUCGCCACCUCCGUCGCGGCGCGCGGUCUCGACGUCAAGCAGCUGAAACUAGUCAUCAAUUAUGAUGCGCCGAAUCACAUGGAGGACUAUGUCCACCGUGCUGGACGUACUGGGCGUGCUGGCAACAAGGGUACAUGCGUCACCUUCAUCACUCCUGAGCAAGAUCGCUACUCGGUCGACAUCUAUCGCGCUCUCAAAGCGAGUAAUGCAGCUGUCCCUAAAGAACUGGAGGAUCUUGCUAAUGGCUUCCUUGAGAAAGUCAAGUCUGGCAAGGCGAAGGUCGCCGGCUCCGGUUUCGGAGGUAAAGGGCUCGAUAGGCUGGACCAAGAACGUGACGCUAAGGAGAAGGCUGAACGCAAGGCCUACGGCGAGCCAGAAGAGGAGAAGGUCGCGGCCGAGGAGCCAGCGAAGGCGGCUGUAGACAAAGACGAGAUGACCUUUGGGACUUUCAAGGUCGAGGUGAAGCGUGGACCGGCUCCAGACUCAUCCAAGGGCCAGCUUGGUGUCGCUGGCGCGGCGCUUGUCGCAAGACGACUUGCUGCGGCCAAAGAGGAAGAGAAGAUCCAGAACUCGCUGCGCCACGCGGAAGAGGCCGUCGCGCGGGCAGGCAAGGACACUGCUGCAUAUAAGCAGGCGACGAGUGUUGUCCAGAAGCUGAACGCGCAGCUCCGUGCGCACAAACUUGUCGCUCAGUCGCAGUCGCAGCACGAGGAUCUCCUUGGGAAGAAGGGUGUUACCGACGCCACCGAGUUCCAUGCUGUCAUCCCUAUCAACGACUACCCCCAGAAGGCAAGGUGGCGCGUCACGAAUAAGGAGACGAUGGUGCAGCUGGUCGAUAUUACUGGUGCCUCAGUCACAAACAAAGGUAUUUACUAUGAGCCUGGGAAAGAGCCGCCACCGGAGGGUCCACCAAAGCUGCACCUUCUCGUGGAAGCGAACGAGGAAUGGAGGGUCGAGCAGGCAGUGCGCGAAAUCAAACGGCUGCUCAUCGAAGCCUCCGCGGCGGCGUUGCAGGCAGAGAUGCGCAACCCUACCGCGACUGCGGGCAGGUACAGCGUGGUGUAGGCCGGUGUCUGAGUGCGAAUAUCAUUGCUGGUGUGGUUUUGCUGUUCUGCUGCAUUUUCUUGUCAUCGAAUACGAUGCAUAUAUAUGCCUGACUGUGUACUGACAUGUUCGGCUCUGCAAACUGAGGCGUCGUGCGUGUCGGCAACUC